GCUCUCCUUUCUCUCUCUUAAUACCCCCUUCGCUCUCACCUGAGAGACAGAACCCCACUUACAGAGAUACUAGCAGCACUAUCCAACCCAAACCACUGACAUGGCAACUGCAAGCUCCUCUGGACUGUCUAGCCUGGGAAGGAAAAAGAAGGCCCCUGGCCUUAUGGAUCAAAUUGGGAACUUCUUUGGAGGGGACAAGAAAAGGAAGAGCAAGGGUUCUUUCCGUGGCCUGUCCUCCUCUCCAGCCAGACCUGCCAAGGCAGCCCCUAAGGGUGGGGAGAACGCUGUUGUGCGCCUCUUCAGAACGAUCGUGUCCCCUGCCCCUCCUAAGUCUAGGUGGACGGCAAUGACUGCGAAACUAGGCCUGGGGUCUCAGAAGUCAACAGGAUCCGCUAAGGCAAAGAAGGCCGGUGCAGGGGACAGUGGAACCCUGUCCAAGAUCUUCAAAAUGUGAUGAUACCCAACAUUCAGGCGCAAGCCGGACUGGGUCUCUACCCAAAAAAUGAGGUCCCCUUUCAAGAGCACAAGGGCAGAUGUCAA
Molecule: messenger RNA, 540 nt
Organism: Coregonus clupeaformis (lake whitefish)
Lineage: Eukaryota; Metazoa; Chordata; Actinopteri; Salmoniformes; Salmonidae
Product: myelin basic protein-like
Exons: 7
Coding region: 101-454 (117 amino acids)
Molecular function (GO): structural constituent of myelin sheath
Source: RefSeq, a predicted model, not a curated record